Messenger RNA from Erpetoichthys calabaricus (reedfish), 6966 nucleotides. It is a transcript of the gene ints1, whose product is annotated as integrator complex subunit 1. Gene Ontology annotation, biological process: U2 snRNA 3'-end processing. Bases 142 to 6705 code for a protein of 2187 amino acids. The transcript is spliced from 48 exons. NCBI's taxonomy places the organism in Eukaryota, Metazoa, Chordata, Cladistia, Polypteriformes, Polypteridae. The record is from RefSeq and is a predicted model, not a curated record. Gene Ontology annotation, cellular component: integrator complex.
UCUUGUGCCUGGAUGAUGGUUCCCUGGUUUGUUCCGAUUAUGAUUAGUAAAGAAGAUGGAAACAUAGGCAUUUGUGGGUGAUUUUUAGCUGAACGGUUGUAACCUAUUAAUUUUCUUUUAAGUGAGUUAAGUUUCAUCAGAAUGAAUCGACCAAAGCCUACAACAAUUAGGCGGCCAAGCAGUGCUGCAAAGUCUUCAGGGCACCCACCACCUGGCGAUUUUAUAGCACUGGGUUCCAAAAGCCAGGCUCCAGAACCAAAAGCUACAACAGCUCUUUUGAAACCUGCGUCAGCAAGCUUACCUCCUGAUCGUAAAAGAGAAGCUCCUACAGCUCUCCCACCGCCAUCUGGUCUUUCAGGACUCACAAAACGACCAAAACUUUCCUCUACGCCUCCACUGAGUGCCUUAGGCAGGUUAGCAGAUGUUGCAACAGCAGAUAAACGUGCAAUUUCCCCCUCUAUUAAGGAGCCUUCUGUAGUACCAAUUGAAGUUCCUCCUGCAAUUCUUCUUGAUGAAGUUGAAGCUGCAGAAUUAGAAGGUAACGAUGACCGUAUUGAAGGUGUGCUAUGUGGGGCAGUAAAGCAGCUGAAGAUGAACCGUGCAAAACCAGAUAUUACUUUGUACCUCAGCUUGAUGUUUCUUGCUAAAAUUAAACCCAAUGUUUUUGCUACAGAAGGAGUGAUUGAGGCCUUGUGCAGUUUGUUGCGACGGGAUGCAUCCAUCAAUUUUAAAGCUAAGGGGAACAAUCUUGUUUCAGUGUUGGCUUGUAAUCUAUUAAUGGCUGCCUAUGAGGAAGAUGAAAACUGGCCAGAAAUCUUUGUAAAGGUUUACAUUGAAGACUCUCUUGGUGAGCGGAUUUGGGUUGAUAGCCCACACUGUAAAAACUUUGUUGAUAACAUACAGACUGCAUUUUGUACAAAGAUGCCUCCCAAAAGCAUGCUGUUACAGACGGAUACUGGCCGAUCUGGUGGCGACCUUAGUGCAGGAAGUAGUCCCCACCCUUCAACUCCUGAUGAUGAUGACAACCAAGCUGAACUACUCAUUGCUGAGGAAAAACUUAGCCCUGAAGAAGAAGGGACAGUCAUGCCCAGGUAUGAAGAGUUAGCAGAAAGUGUAGAAGAUUAUGUUUUGGAUGUCUUGCGAGAUCAGUUAAAUCGCAGACAGCCAAUGGAUAAUGUAUCCCGUAAUUUAUUAAGACUGCUGACAGCUACAUGCGGGUACAAGGAGGUUCGACUCAUGGCUGUUCAACGGCUAGAGAUGUGGCUGCAAAAUCCCAAGCUGACUCGUCCAGCACAGGAUUUGCUUAUGUCUCUUUGCAUGAACUGUAACACCCACGGGACCGAAGACAUGGAAGUUUCUUCAAACCUUAUUAAAAUCCGACUGAAGCCUAAAGUCCUAUUAAAUCAUUACAUGCUAUGUGUCAGGGAGCUUCUAAGUGCACACAAGGACAAUCUUGGGACAAUGGUGAAAUUUGUGAUUUUUAAUGAGCUAUCAAGUGCAAGAAAUCCAAAUAACAUGCAAGUUCUUCAUACAAUUCUAUUGCACAGUCCUGAACAUGCUCCUAAGUACCUUGCAAUGGUUUUUCAAGAUUUGCUGACCAACAAAGAAGAUUAUCUGCGAGCUUCUCGAGCUCUUCUAAGAGAAAUAAUUAAGCAGACUAAGCAUGAGAUCAAUUUUCAGUCGUUUUGUCUUGGAUUAAUGCAAGAGAGAAAAGAACCAUCCUAUAUAGACAUGGAGUUUAAAGAACGUUUUGUAAUCCAAAUAACAGAUCUUCUAACAGUGUCCAUGAUGUUGGGAAUCACAGCUCAAGUAAAAGAAUCUGGAAUUGCCUGGGAUAAAGGAGAGAAAAAAAAUCUGGAAGUACUGCGUUCAUUUCAGAACCAGAUUGCUGCUAUCCAGCGUGAUGCUGUUUGGUGGCUUCAUACUGUUGUACCCACCAUCAGUAAAGUUGGCCCCAAGGAUUACGUUCACUGCCUUCACAAGGUACUAUUUACUGAGCAGCCUGAAACAUAUUAUAAAUGGGAUAACUGGCCUCCAGAGAGUGACCGAAACUUUUUUCUUCGCUUAUGCUCAGAAGUCCCUCUCCUUGAAGAUACACUUAUGCGCAUUUUGGUCAUUGGCUUGUCACGUGACCUACCACUUGGGCCUGCCGAUGCUAUGGAACUUGCUGAUCAUCUAGUAAAGCGGGCAGCUGGUGUACAGUCUGAUGAUCUAGAAGUUCUGAAGGUUGAACGGAUUCAGCUGAUUGAUGCAGUUCUUAACCUUUGCACCUAUCAUCAUCCCGAAAACAUCCAGCUUCCCCCAGGAUACCAGCCACCUAAUCUUGCAAUCUCUACUCUCUACUGGAAAGCCUGGCUUCUCUUACUAGUUGUUGCUGCAUUCAACCCACAAAAUAUUGGCCUUGCAGCAUGGGAUGGUUACCCGACUUUAAAAAUGUUGAUGGAGAUGGUAAUGACAAACAACUACUCAUACCCUCCUUGUACAGUGGCAGAUGAGGAGACUAAAACAGAAAUGAUUAAUCGAGAGUUACAGAUCUCUCAAAGAGAAAAGCAGGAAAUUCUUGCUUUCGAAAGUCAUCUUGCAGCUGCCUCAACAAAGCAAACAAUUACAGAAAACAAUAGUCUGCUGCUGUCACAGCUAACCAGCCUUGAUCCACAGGGUCCUCCACGCAGACCACCUCCUCACAUACAAGAACAGGUAAAGAGUUUAAACCAGUCUUUAAGGCUUGGACAUCUUCUCUGCCGGAGCCGCAGUCCAGACUUUCUUCUCAACAUCAUUCAGAGACAGGCCUCAUCACAGUCAAUGCCCUGGUUGGCUGAUCUCGUCCAGUCAAGUGAGGGAUCUUUGGAUGUUCUUCCUGUGCAGUGUCUGUGUGAAUUUCUGCUGCAUGAUGCAGCGGAUGACACUUCAUCAGUUGAGGAGGAUGAAGAGGGAGAAAGCAAAGAACAACGAGCCAAAAAGCGCCAGAGACUUCAAAAGCAAAGACAGCUCCUCGGUCGCUUACAAGACCUGCUUUUGGGUCCCAAAGCAGAUGAACAGACGACAUGUGAAGUUCUUGACUACUUUCUGCGUCGUUUAAGUUCUUCACAGGUUGCCUCAAGAGUCCUUGCAAUGAAGGGUUUGUCUUUAGUGCUUACAGAGGGUGCAUUGCGAGAUGGUGAGGACCGAGACCAUCUAAUGGAAGAUGAUUCUAGAGACUCAGAGUUGCUUCCACGUUAUCAGUGGCUACUACAGGACUUGCCAAAACUCCCCCUUUUUGACAACAUUAGAGGAAUGACUUCAGCAGCAUUGCAGCAGGCUAUUCACAUGGAAACAGAUCCACAGACUAUUAGUGCAUAUCUGAUAUAUCUGUCUCAGCAUGCUCCAAUACAGGAACAAACACUUCAUAAUGAUCUUGCUUUGGAUGUAGCCCGUCUGAUUGUGGAACGUUCAACCAUCAUGUCUCAUCUUUUUUCAAAAAAUUCUUUUCGACCAGAGUCGGAUGCCGUGCUCAUUGCUCUCAUUUCAAUCUUUUCUAAAUACAUUAAGAGAAUGAGAAAAACUAAAGAGGGAGAAGAUUUAUACAGCUGGUCUGAAUCUCAAGACCAGGUCUUCCUACGCUGGAUAACAGGCGAGACUGCCACCAUGCACAUUCUUGUAGUCCAUGCCAUGGUUAUUUUGCUGACUCUGGGUCCACCUAAGGGUGAAAGUGAUUUUUUCAGUCUUCUUGACAUUUGGUUUCCAGAGAAGAAACCUCUGCCUACUGCUUUCUUGGUUGAUACUUCUGAGGAGGCCUUGUUACUUCCUGAUUGGCUGAAACUUAGAAUGAUCCGUUCAGAGGUUUCACGUUUAGUUGAUGCAGCACUGCAAGAUCUUGAGCCUCAACAGCUGUUGCUCUUUGUUCAGUCUUUUGGUAUCCCAGUCUCUAGCAUGAGCAAACUAUUACAGUACUUGGAUCAAGCUGUAUCUCAUGACCCACAGACUCUGGAACAGAAUAUAAUGGAUAAAAAUUACAUGGCACAUCUUGUUGAAGUGCAACAUGAGAGAGGAGCAACUGGUGGACACACUUUCCAUACACUAUUGAGUGCUUCUCUGAAUUCCCGCAGAGAAAGUGCAGACGUCAGUCGAGCAAAGAUAAAAGUUGAACCACCCCAGGGUCCUUUAAGGGUUCGAGCUUCAAAUCAAAUUCCUGUCAUUGGACCAGAUGAUGACCUUGCAAAUAUGUUUCUUCAGUUGUUUCCACUAAAUUCUGAUCCACGGUGGCAGAGCUCCAACCCUCGACAGGUCUCAUUGUCCCUUCAGCAAGCUCUCGCCCAAGAACUGGCCCGUAUAAGGCAAGGAAAUGCUCAGGUUACUGGAAUUGCUGUUCGUCUUCUUCAGGCCAUUGGAGCACUCCUCAACUCUCCACAUGGUGGAGCACUUGUAAUAGCCAUGCAUCGAAAUCAUGUCAUGUCCUGCCCAUUGAUGCGUCAGCUCUAUCAGUAUCAGCGUUGUGUUCCGCAAGACAUGGCUUUCUCUUCCCUGUUUUUUAAGGCUAUCAUGCAAAUGUUGUCCUGGUUGGAAAAUCCUGUCUCUGAAGCAGGACCACUUCGUACCAUGCUCAAAGCAUUUGCUGCCCAGUACUCCCUUAAACAUCGGCUCAGUGAUGUUCGCAGUGGAUUCCUCCAUCUAGCAGAAACUCUCCUGUAUCGCAGGGACUCUGAUGUUGCAGUGCGGAAUAUUAUUGCAUCUCUCAAAUCUGGAGAAAGGUGCAAUGCUGAGCCAGAGUUAAUUGGGAAAGUUUUACAUGGUCUCAUUGAGGCAAAGUCUCCAUAUGUGGAGGAACUUCUGUCCCUCCUGCUUACCAUUGGCAUGGAAACACAGUUGAAGCACCCAGUUACCAUGGUAAAUUCUUUUCUUCUUCAAGAAGGUGAAGAUGUUCAUUGCAAAGUGGAGACUGAUUCUAACAGCGUUGAACUCUCAAAGAUGGUAUCUGCAUCUGGACUCUUUAUAGACUGGUUGGAGCUUCUUGAUCCUGAAGUGGCAUCUCUCUGCCCUGAAAUGCAACUUCGUCUCCUUUUUGCAUGGAGUAAGGGCAAAGGUAAUAUGCAAUCUUACAGACCCUACCUUUUGGCACUUUUGACACAUCAGUCCAACUGGAGUACCUUACACCAGUGCAUUAGGAUUUUGCUUAGUAAGCAACGUGAGCUCAGGCUUGACCCAUCAUCAUCCUUGGAUUUUCUUUGGGCGUGUAUUCACAUUCCACGUAUUUGGCAAGGCCGCGACCAGAAGACUCCACAGAAAAGAACAGAGGAGUUUGUUUUGCGUCUCAAGCCUCCAGAGUUGAUCAGCCUUGUAGAUCUUAUCUUACUGGAGUCUGAAAUGAGUGACAGUAGUCCUUCAAUAAGCAAGAAGACACUAGAUGAGACUUCCUGUUCAUUGAUACAGUCUCGACUACCAUUACUUCAUAGCUGUUACCAUGGAGAUCUGGAGAGUGUCAAGAAAGUAUCUGAAUAUUUGAUAAGCUGCAUCAAGAAAUGGGGAGACAGUAUAAUGAGCAAGCGAUGCCAGAACCUCCUGCUGCAGAUAUAUCUACAGGUACCAAAGGUGAUCCAGCAUAUAACCCUUCCAGAUGCCAUACUUAAUAGUGAAGGCGCAGCAGAAGGCAGCAUCUGUAAGCUGGAUGUUUUGGUACAUCGCUUAUUUACAUUACUUGCAGACACUGGAGACUCGAAGUCAGCAGAAAAUCGAAUGUCCGAUGCCAAUAUGGCUUGCAGAAAAUUAGCUGUGGCACAUCCUGUUCUCCUCCUGAGACAUCUGCCAAUGGUGGCUGCUCUUCUACAUGGCCGCGUUCACUUGAACUUCCAGGAAUUCAAACAGCAAAAUCACUUAGCCUUUUUUACUCAUGUUUUGGCCAUUCUGGAACUGUUGCAACCAGUUGUGUUCCAUACUGAACAUCAAGGAGCACUUCAGGACUGCUUGUUGUCUUUUAUGCAGGUCCUUCAGAACUUCAGGAAGUGCUCUCGUCUGCUUGCCACUUUUAUUAGUAAAUUUGUCCAGUUUAUUCAUAAAUAUAUUACUCAGGAUGCUAGUACUGCUGUUCCAUACCUUCAAAAGCACUCAGACAUCUUUCUAGGUUUGUCUUCAGAAAACCCGGACCUCAUGCAGCUGAAAUCUCUUCUUGCUGUCCUUACUCUCCCUGUGAAAAGUGGACCUACAGACAACAAUAUGGAGGACAGAGAAGAGGAGUCAACCACGGGAUCCUUGCCUUUGGUCAGCAUAUCUGCUUCCGCUUCGUUAACAGCAUCAGAUGUGACAAAGUACUUAAAAAAUAUUUCCACGAAUGAAUCACUGGAAGGUACACUAGAGGUCCUUACUGAUGUUGAUGAGAAAUCAAAGCGAAGCCCUGAAAUUUUACCCUACUUUAUGAAUGAUCUACAAAGACUGAUGGCCUCCCCAGAGGAGCUGUGUCGCAACAUGGCAUUCAGCCUGGCCCUACGAUGUAUCCAAAACAGUCCAUGCAUGGCUGCCGACUUCCUGCCAACAUUUAUGUACUGCAUGGGAAGUACUAACUUUGAUGUUGUACAGACAGCUCUGAGGCAUCUUCCAGACUACACCCUUCUUUGUCAAGAACAUGCAAGUAUUUUGCUGCACAAAGCUUUCCUUGUUGGGAUCUAUGGACAGAUCGAUACAAGUGGUAUGAUCUCGGAAGCCAUGAAAGUCCUUCAUAUGGAAGCAACCACAUGAACCACUGUGGUCGACUGGAUUCAUGUAGUUAAUUGUUAAAGUAUUCCAUUGUAUAUUUUUAUAUAUAGUCUGAUAAUAGUUGCUUAAGUGUGGGUUGAGAAGAUUUUACUAUCAAUAAUGACUUUUUUUUGUACUGGAAACCUUUUGCCAUGAGUACAACCCAGAGUAAUGCUGAAGCAGAGUUACUCCAAAAGAGGAUUUUGCCUUUAAACAAAUAAUGUUUUGUACAUAAUUUUACUCAAUUAAACUACUUUCUUCUGU